AUGCCAGACACAAAGAUGACUGUGUCAUAUAACACUGUGUGUCUUGUUCCAUAUGCCAAACACAAAGAUGUCCGUGUAAUGAUUGAUGCAGAGCAGACAUAUUUCCAGCCAGCGAUCUCACGAUUCACCAUGGAGAUGAUGAGAAAAUACAACACUGAGAAGGCAAUCAUAUUUAACACAUACCAGUGCUACUUGAAGGAGGCUUACAACAAUAUAAUUGUGGACUUCAAUCUAUCACAACGUGAAGAUUUCUACUUCGGUUGCAAGUUGGUCCGAGGGGCCUACAUGGAGCAGGAAAGUCAGCGUGCAGAGAUGAUUGGGUAUGAAGACCCAAUCAACCCUGGCUAUGAUGCAACAACAGCAAUGUAUGAGAAAGUCCUGACAGAAGGAAUGGAUCAAAUAGUACAGCGAGAGAGGGGAAGGAUUGCUCUAAUGGUAGCAAGUCACAAUGAAGACACUGUGCGAUUUACUGUACAAAAGAUGAAAGAUUAUGGUAUUCAUCCAGAUGAUAAAGUUAUAUGUUUUGGACAACUACUCGGCAUGUGUGAUCAGAUCAGCUUCCCACUGGGACAAGCUGGUUUCUCAGUGUACAAGUACGUCCCUUAUGGCCCUGUUGAGGAAGUGAUGCCGUACCUUUCCCGAAGAGCGCAAGAGAACAGUGGCGUCAUCAGCAGCAAGGUCCAGAAAGAACGAGACCUUUUAUGGGAUGAAUUCACGCGCAGACGCAAAUCAGGAGAACUCCGAGUAAAACCUGAGGCACGCUUGGUUGCACAAAUGUGAUUUGUCCCUUUUGUACAUAUUUGGAGAAUAACAUAAAAGGGACACAUGGAAAGUCAGAAGAAAUUCUAUCUUCUAGUCACCAUGGUUUCAGAGAAAUUUGUAUUUACAAAAUGGAUAUGUUAAAAGUCUAAAAUUGGAGGAUUCCCGAGUUUCAAAC
Molecule: messenger RNA, 937 nt
Organism: Owenia fusiformis
Lineage: Eukaryota; Metazoa; Annelida; Polychaeta; Sabellida; Oweniidae
Source: the annotation of a GenBank genome assembly